GCCAAAGCUCGUCACGCACACCCCGACUUGGAAGAUAUCAAUUUUGACGAUAAAUUGCCACCGCCAAUCAAGCCAACCACUCCAGGGGCCGUUGAGACCAAGAGCUACAAUCACGGCUCAUUGUCUGACUUUAGUGAUUACGACUCAUCCGCGGAUGAGGCACCACGAGCUUCUACAUCUUCGGGGCGACCUUCAACUUCUACGCAAGGCCGGUUUGACUACAAGAAAGGGAUCGUAGAUACUGAAGAUUACGGUGGCGAUACCAAGCAGGGCUUGCUUGACGAUGAAGAUCCAUUUGCUGAUCCAUUUGCUGAUCAAGAUGACGUCGGAACCCCUGGUAUCCCUGAAAAAGGGCAACCCAAAUGGUUGGUCGCAUUGUAG
Molecule: messenger RNA, 381 nt
Organism: Acaulospora colombiana
Lineage: Eukaryota; Fungi; Glomeromycota; Glomeromycetes; Diversisporales; Acaulosporaceae
Source: the annotation of a GenBank genome assembly